Messenger RNA from Puccinia graminis f. sp. tritici CRL 75-36-700-3, 1879 nucleotides. RefSeq lists its product as uncharacterized. The coding region runs from base 254 to 1489 and encodes 411 amino acids. The transcript is spliced from 8 exons. NCBI's taxonomy places the organism in Eukaryota, Fungi, Basidiomycota, Pucciniomycetes, Pucciniales, Pucciniaceae. The record is from RefSeq and is a predicted model, not a curated record.
GCGAAGUUUGAGAGACUCAUGAUAAGUUAAAGCCCGCAGAUUGGAGAGCAGAUGAUUGACAUAAAUUUAGAUCUUGAUGUGUCAAAUGAUUUUGGCCGCAAGAGAUGACCCAGCCAUGUUCAUGACCCGGGGUGAGCGGGUUACAUAUUCAUAGGGUCAGUGCAUGUCUAUGUAUGCGGGGUAGAUGUGUAGUCGAUGAGGACGGAGGAGGGUGUGAGCACACCAAGCACCAUCACAAUACAUAGAAGAUGAGAUGAACAAAAUCAAACAGCUAAGUCUCAGCAGGCGGAGUGGACGAAAGAGCACGAUGACCGCCCCACACAGUCUUCCGGAGUCCAGAGUCGUCAACCCGGUCACGAGCCAGCCGGCCAUCCUCACGACCACCAACACGUUUCGAGGCGAGAAUGGAGGAGGAGUAGGGGGGCCAGGAUCGAGGACACUAUCGGGAGAAGGAGGGACGGAUCCGUUUGUGCGGAACUCGUUGGGUUCGGUGCCGGCCUAUGUUCUGGAGUAUGCGCCGAUGGUCCAUCUGAACUCGAACGAGCCCUUCUGGCCGGCAAGCUUGGAGGAGCAUCUGCGCCACACCAUCCUCCAUGACCAUGCGCCCGACGGCCCCGCCACUCGCCCGGCCGACCAUCAUCAUCCUUGCUCCAUCCUCGCACUCCCUCAGUUCAACCACGAACGCUGCUAUCUCACCGCCAACACUGAUGUCAAGCCCGCCCCAACCGAUCACCCUUGGCUCGUCUCGCUCGAGGGCAAACCUGGCCCCGAUGCCAAAUCUCAAGUCUCCCCCGUCAUCCUCAUCCUCGUCGAUAAAUCUAUCAUCACUGGCGUCCCUGGUACCCUGGACGCCUUUUGGUUCUUCUUCUAUUCUUUCAACCUCGGCCCAACUGUGGCUAACAUCCACUUCGGAAACCAUAUCGCCGACUGGGAACAUUGCAUGAUCAGGUUCGAGAAUGGGACGCCGAAAGCUGCACAUCUCUCGGCCCAUGCCGACGGAAGCGCUUACACCUACGAUUGUCUCGAGAAGUUCCAAGGCGGCAAACGGCCCGUCAUUUUCUCCGCGCUUGGAUCACAUGCAAUGUAUACCAAACCAGGGACCCACGAUUAUUCUCCGGUCAAGUUUGUCGGUCCGACGGACCAUACUGAUCGAGGGCCGCUCUGGGACCCCACCUUGAACUUUGCCGCAUUCCAGCAUUAUCCGUCUCCUGCGCGAGAUAAGUUUCGUGCGAUCGAUGAAGAUAAGGAUGGGAAACUGGUGCCUUGUUUGAAGUUCCGUGGACAAUGGGGAGAUCAAUUCUCAAGUCCCCCGAUCAAUCCGCAGAAAGCAGGGGGGUGGAUGGCCAACAUGAACAUGUUUCAACCCAUGAAGAGGACCAUGUCAUUACACAACUUGCGAUGGGGUGAUGGUGUCACUGGACCCAGAGAUAAAGACUUAGAUCGGGCUGGGAUGAAUCGGUACAGUCAUCGGAUCCAUACCUCCAUAUAAUGGCCGCUUUGACGCCGAUCUCUUUCUCCUCCUCAUUAGAGUUUCCUUUUCGCUUCUUAAUUCGUUACGCUCAUGUUCUUGUAUAUUGGAUACGGGAAGAAUUUACUAAUCUUUGUAGCUUCAAGCUCCUGGUUGGGAUGGUCUUCUUGAAAAUAAUUCAACGACCCAUUGGUUAAUUCAAUAUCACGAGGGCCAUAUACCUCCCCUUAUUGGUUGAUCCAUUUAUUUAUUAUUAAUUAAUUGUAUGAACAAACAAUUUGUGUGGUUGUAGUGUGAAUAGUUGUGGGUGGAUAGCUUUCAGUAAUUAAGCACUUGAAGGACCGUUCACAUUCCAUGGAAAAAGAACACAAAGUCCCUGAAUAUAUUGACAACGACGAUUAAGGAUUUAUU